AUGGUUGUGCUUGUAUCGAAGGAGAUUCAAGAGGAGAGCAGGCGAGGGCUCAAGGAGGCGGGGUGGACGGUGAAGGAGAUUGAGAGGAUUCGCAACCCCCACGCACUCAAUGGGACUUAUAACGAGUGGAAUUACAGCAAGCUGCGGCUGUGGCAGCAGACGGAGUACACCAAGCUGCUCUUUAUUGACUCGGACCUGCUCCUCUUGAACAGCAUUGACUUUCUCUUCUCCUACCCCGAGAUCUCCGCCCGCGGAAACGACGGCACAGAUUUCAACUCAGGCGUGAUGGUCUUGGAGCCGUCGGAUUGCAUGUUUGAGCUGCUGAUGGCAAAUCUGGAGCGAGUGCUAUCGGAGAAUGGAGGGGACCAGGUGAGACCAUGUUGUUAUGUCAUGUGA
Closterium sp. NIES-65 is the source of this 396-nucleotide messenger RNA. Lineage: Eukaryota; Viridiplantae; Streptophyta; Zygnematophyceae; Desmidiales; Closteriaceae. The record is from the annotation of a GenBank genome assembly.